This is a messenger RNA of Elgaria multicarinata webbii, 3723 nucleotides long. Its product is annotated as zinc finger protein 3-like. Gene Ontology annotation, molecular function: DNA-binding transcription factor activity, RNA polymerase II-specific. The transcript is spliced from 6 exons. NCBI's taxonomy places the organism in Eukaryota, Metazoa, Chordata, Lepidosauria, Squamata, Anguidae. The coding region runs from base 122 to 2023 and encodes 633 amino acids. Gene Ontology annotation, cellular component: nucleus. Gene Ontology annotation, biological process: regulation of transcription by RNA polymerase II. The record is from RefSeq and is a predicted model, not a curated record.
UAUCUGGAGAUGUGGACUGAGGUGUCAUCAAUAUGCGAAUGAUACCCAGCUCUACCUUCCCUUUUCAUCAAACCAAGGACUUGUACCACCAAUUAGGGCAGAAGAGGAAAGCAUUCUUCUGAUGCUGUUGGAGGCUUCCUUAGAACACAAAUCAAAGAUGGAUGAGCAAGACUCAGCUGGCCCUGAAAUCAUCAAGAUUGAGAACAGUGUGGAAUCCUGCGAAAGAACUGUUCAGAAGUUUCUGGGUGAGGACAGUGUCAGCUCAGAUGUACACUAUCAGCAUUUCAGACAAUUCUGUUACCAAGAGGCUGAGGGACCCCGGGAGGUUUACAGCCGGCUCCAUGAUCUUUGCCUUCAAUGGCUGAAGCCAAAGCAACACACAAAGAAUCAGAUUCUGGACUUAGUGAUUCUGGAGCAGUUCCUGACUGUCCUUCCACCAAAGAUGAAGAACUGGGUCAGAGAAUGUGGAGUGGAAUCAAGUUCCCAGGCGGUGGCUCUGGCAGAAGGUUUCCUCCUGAGUCAGGCAGAGGACAAGAAACCGGAAGAGCAGCAGGAGCACAGCCUAUUUGCAGAAGUGAGCAUUCAUUUCCCAAAGGCAGAGAAGGAUCUAUCAGAUACAGGACAGAAUCAACUACGAAGGGGGAUCAAGCAGGAGGAUGGCAUAGGUGCCACCUUCCAGGGCAAUGGACUGAUGCCAGCAAUACAUACUCCGUCAUCUCUUCUUUGUGGUGGAGCAGAAAUGGCUUCUCUGCAGCUGGAUCAGAGUCUGGUGACCUUUGAGGAGGUUGCUGUGCAUUUCACGGAGGAAGAGUGGACUCUCCUGGAACCUGACCAGAGAGCUUUACACAGACAAGUCAUGGAGGAGAAUUGUGGGAUCUUGGCCUCUCUUGAAGGGGACAGAGGGGAAAUGGAGAAUAAGGAAGAAUCCCCUGGUGUAUUAAUAGAAGGAGUCAGAAGUCAACAGAUGGAACAACAGGGAAAGGAAACAGAAGCAAUUUGGAAGAGGAGCAAUGAUUCCUCUGCUUCUCAGGGCAGUAAUUACCAUUUACUCUCAAUCCAAGAAAAUAUAGAUAAAAGAAAAGAAAAGAGUAAGUGCCAUGUGUGUCGGAAAAUGUUCAAUUUUACAUCAAACUUUAAAGCUCAUUUCAAAAUGGAGUCAGAUAAACAACCAUUUAAAUGCUUAGAGUGUGGAAAGUGCUUUAGUUGGAGCUCACAGCUUACUAACCAUCAAAGAACACACACAGGAGAGAAACCAUAUGAAUGUUUGGAGUGUGGAAAGAGCUUCAGUACAAGCACACACCUCAUUUGUCAUCAAAUAAUUCACACAGGGGAAAAACCUUACAAAUGCUUGGAGUGUGGAAAGAGCUUCAGUUGGAGCUCACACCUCAAUGACCAUCAAAGAACGCACACAGGAGAGAAACCAUAUAAAUGCUUGGAGUGUGGAAAGAGCUUCAGUAGAAGUACAAAUCUUACUUGUCAUCAAAGAACUCACACAGGGGAGAAACCAUAUAAAUGUUUGGAGUGUGGAAAGAACUUCAGUUCCAGCACAGACCUUAGUAGACAUCAAAGAAUACACACAGGCGAAAAACCAUAUAAAUGUUUGGAAUGUGGAAAGAGUUUCAGUGUGAGCACAAGCCUCACAUACCAUCAAAGAACUCACACAGGAGAGAAACCAUACAAGUGCUCAGAAUGCGGAAAGAGCUUCAGUGUAAGUAAAAGCCUCAAGUACCAUCAACGAACUCACACAGGAGAGAAACCAUACCAGUGUGUGAAAUGUGGGAAGUGUUUCAGCGUGAGCUCAAGCCUCGCUGCUCAUCAAAGAACUCACAAAGGAGAAACCAUACAAGCAUUUGGGGUAUGGAAUGAAAACAAGUCACAAUACAACCAAUAUUUCACAUCAGAAAGCCCACUUAAGGGAUCCUCCAAUAUGGAGGGCAGUGACUUAGUAAGGUCUUCAGCACCUGAAAAGGUGUGGCUGGAUGAGGAGGAGGUAGACAGUCAACUACCUCCAACUCAAGGCUGAGUUGGAUUUGCUGUAAGUCAGGAGUGGGGAUCCUGUAGUCCAGCAACAUCUAAAGGGCCACAACACCCAUCAUCGUUGGCCAUUGGCCAUGUUGGCUGGAACUGAUGGGAGUUAGAGUGCAACAACAUCUGGAUAGUCACAGGUUCCCCAUUUCUGCCCCUAAUUUAGGGCAGAAAUAGUUACAUUAGCAGCUCCUGCACCACUAUAAUGCCCUGCACAGUCACACAAUACGUCAGACAUCUCUGUUAAGUUUAAAGUUAAACCUGCAACUCUUGUUGAUCUUAUACAGGUGUUUCAUCUUAUUUCUGGACGUGGGUGCAGCAAUUGUAAUAUCUACUAUUAGGGCAAAAUCCAGGCAAAGUUGAGUAUACUAAAGUCCCACUGAAGUCAACAACACUCAAGCAGUUAAUUUAUUUAUAUAUUUUUUUAAAAUUCUAUACCAUCCUUUAUUAAAACAGAUUCUAUGCCAGUUUUAUAACAUGCACAGAAGUACAACCUAAUACCCUAAAACAAGCCAAUAAUAAGUAAGCUAAAAUUACAGUAGUUAAAAUGCCUUGAUGAAAAGGAAAUGACACCUAAAAGAUAAAAAUGCUAGAUCGGCCUCCUUGGAAGGAAGGCAGGAAGCACUCCAUCAUGGUCAGCUCAGCCAUCUGUCUGGUUGACAGCUCAUUACAGAACUUAAGCAUGAAUUCAGCAUUCCCCCAACCUCAGAUAUCAAGAAGUAGAGAUGAAUAUCCGCACAGACAACCAAUAGCUUCAUAUCCGUAUUUAAAAGCAUGGGGGACAAGAUGGAGCCCCACAGGACUCUAACAAAACAGCCAAAGCGCCAACGAGAAAUCCUCAAGGACCAACCCUGGCCAGUGACCCAAACAGGAGUGGAAUCAUUGUACCACAUGCCUCCGACUCCCAACUUCGAAGGCAAUUCAGAAGCAUAUCAAGGCCAUAGAAAUGCAUUAUUUAAUUACAGUUUUCAGGUUUUCAAUCUUCGGGGUUCCCCUUGCGAUUUCUGGUUUUAGCUUGUUAAUAGUUUAAUAUGUCUUUUGCAGUGUACAUUAUUUAUUGUUUUAUACUGUUUGAAUUGAUUUGAGCUGUAUGCCGCCCAGAGAUCCCAAUAAUAUAGGGUGGGAUACAAAUGUUUUAAUAAAUAAAUAAAUGCUUGCUGAGGAUCUCCUUUUUUGAGAAGGGGGUGAUAUUCCAUGUUAUAUGCUCAGUUCAUCCAUGGGGCUGGCCUAGGCCUAAUGGAUAUGGGGUUAUUGGAAAAUAUCCUGUACGGAACAUCAGAAAUUACUCAAAUAUUUUUAAAAUAAUAUUUUUCAUUGUUGUGAACCGCCUAGAAAGCUUCGGCUACUGGGAAGUAUAGAAAUUAAAUAAAGAAAUACCUGAAGGAACGUCUGCUCCCAUGCUUUCCUGCCUGAGUACUGAGGCCAUCUUCAAAAGUUCUCCUCUAGGUGCCAUCACUAUCCAAAGUAAAGCAGAUAGUGAUUAGAGACAGAGCCUUCUCAGUAGUGACACCCUAUUUAAUGAACGCCCUCCCUAGGGAGGGAAAAAAUCACUCCGCGCGGCAUUUUCAUAUAGCGUUUCUACUCAGAUGAAAGCAUCAGCCAAAGGCGCCUGAUUUAGGUGGACCUACUUAAGAAUACAGAAAAUUAUCCAUUCAAUGGAGAUUGGUGUGAUGGGUAAAGUGUAAAUUUAGGUAUUGA